Messenger RNA from Gossypium raimondii (Peruvian cotton), 1037 nucleotides. Its product is annotated as cytokinin riboside 5'-monophosphate phosphoribohydrolase LOG3. Bases 218 to 871 code for a protein of 217 amino acids. NCBI's taxonomy places the organism in Eukaryota, Viridiplantae, Streptophyta, Magnoliopsida, Malvales, Malvaceae. The transcript has 7 exons. Gene Ontology annotation, molecular function: hydrolase activity, hydrolyzing N-glycosyl compounds. Gene Ontology annotation, biological process: cytokinin biosynthetic process. The record is from RefSeq and is a predicted model, not a curated record. Gene Ontology annotation, cellular component: cytosol; nucleus.
UAGUAAUCAAGCAAGGAAAUUUCAAGCUUGUAAGCUUUGCUACUUUGCACUGCUUUCACAUUCUUAUAUGUGUAUACCUUAGGAAGCAAAGAGACAGGUCUAGAAUGAGAUAUUCUUGUAUUAAUUAGCCCUUUCUUUUUGUUCUGUAAGAAGCCAAAGUACACACACACACACAAAAAAAAAAAAAAACCUUGUGACAAAGAAAGAGAGAUUGUUAAUGGAGAUGGAGAGUGAAACACAGCAGUCAAAAUUUAGGAGGAUUUGUGUGUUUUGUGGAAGUAGCCAAGGCAAGAAGGGUAGCUAUCAGGAUGCUGCUAUUGAGCUUGGCAGAGAAUUGGUAUCAAGGAACAUUGAUCUGGUCUAUGGAGGAGGUAGCAUAGGUUUAAUGGGUUUGGUUUCACAAGCUGUUCAUGAUGGUGGUCGCCAUGUCAUUGGAGUUAUUCCCAAGACGCUCAUGCCUCGAGAGUUAACUGGUGAAACAGUGGGGGAAGUGAAGGCUGUUGCAGAUAUGCAUCAAAGGAAGGCAGAGAUGGCUAAGCAUUCAGAUGCUUUUAUUGCCUUACCAGGUGGUUAUGGAACUCUUGAAGAACUACUUGAAGUCAUUACCUGGGCUCAGCUUGGAAUACAUGAUAAACCAGUUGGAUUGCUGAAUGUUGAUGGAUACUAUAACUCAUUGCUUUCGUUUAUCGAUAAAGCUGUGGAAGAGGGGUUUAUCAGUCCAAAUGCACGCCAAAUCAUUGUAUCUGCACCCACAGCAAAAGAGCUAGUAAAGAAAUUGGAGGAAUAUGUCCCCUGCCAUGAAAGAGUUGCUUCGAAGUUGAGUUGGGAGAUGGAGCAACUUGGCUAUAAGACAUAUGAUAUAUCUAGGUAAUGCUUGGACUGCAUGAAGGAGAAGAAGGUAGAUGGAAUUUGGAAGGCUUCAAUUUAAAAAAAGAAAAAGAAAAAGUAAAGACUCAAAAUUUCCUUCAAUGUGGAAAUUCUUUGUUUUUGUGUAAAUUACUGCUAUUGACAUCAAUAUAUGAAUUUCAAGUCUUCAA